Molecule: messenger RNA, 999 nt
Organism: Brassica oleracea var. oleracea
Lineage: Eukaryota; Viridiplantae; Streptophyta; Magnoliopsida; Brassicales; Brassicaceae
Product: ribonuclease 1
Exons: 4
Coding region: 121-855 (244 amino acids)
Biological process (GO): RNA catabolic process
Cellular component (GO): extracellular region
Molecular function (GO): RNA binding; ribonuclease T2 activity
Source: RefSeq, a predicted model, not a curated record
UAAUGUAAAAGUAAACUAAAAAUAUUGUUUUACGCCUUAUGUAGAUAAACGUCUUAUGUAGUAGAUAAGGAAGCAACUACCGUCAUAAUUUGUCUGGGAAAUAAAUCCAAGAAAGAACACAUGAGAGGAAUCAUCAUCGCAAGCUUCUUAAUAUUACAGAGUCUUGUCGUGUUUUCGUCUUCAUCACCACCGGACUUCAAUUUCUUCUACUGGGUCACCUACUGGCCAGGAGCAAUAUGCGAUAGCCAGAAAGGAUGUUGUCCUCCACCAAAAGGUAAUAUGGCGUCAGAUUUCAUGAUCCAUGGACUCUGGCCUCAGUUCAACAAUGGCACUUGGCCUGCGUUUUGCGACCAAACCAAUCUCUUCGAUAUCUCCAAGGUAUCAGAUCUAGUAAGCAAAAUGGAGAAGAAGUGGACAGAGUGGGGUGUUUGGGCGUGUCCAAGCAACGAGACUAAGCUAUGGGAACACGAGUGGGACAAGCACGGCACGUGUGUUCAAUCUGUCUUCGACCAACACUCUUACUUCCUCACCAAUCUCAGAUUUAGACAAAAACUCAAUCUCCUCAACAUACUUAAACAAAAAGGAAUAAAACCGGAUGGUGGAUUAUACGGUUUAGAUGAGAUCAAGAACGCCAUCAAGUGUGCUAUAGGAUUUGCACCAGGUAUCGAAUGCAAUGAAGAUGUAAAGGGGACAAAGCAGCUUUUCCAGAUCUACAUAUGUCUUGAUAACUACGCAAAAGAGUUUGUGGAAUGCCCUUAUGUGCCUGAUAGAUCAUGUGCUUCCAAGAUCAAGUUUCCAAAGUUCCCAAAGAAAGAUUCUCUUGGCGAGUCUCUAAGUGUGAUAUCUUCUGUUUAAACUACCUAAGUAACCAAGAGAAUGAAGAGUGUAUUGUGUUUUCAAUAAGAGAGUGAAUGUAAGAAAACAGAGUUAAGAACCUGCUAUUAUGGUAAGAACCCGUGUUGCUUUAUAGCAAUUUCAAAGGCUUGCAUUCUUUCGCCU